CAUUCAUUAAGAUCGUAACGACUAAACGAAAAAAAAAAACUCAAGAGACGAGAAAGAGAGAGUAAUGGAGAGGAUUGUCGAGGUAGCUUACGGAGCAUCCGUGAAAUCAGUUUUAACGUUGCUGGAGAAGAAUCUGUUGCCGGAUGUUGUCAUAAGGCUACUAACGCGGCUGCUUCUCGCCGGUCGACUUCGUUCCGGUUACAAACCCACGGCGGAGCUGCAACUUUCUGAUCUACUCCGUUUCGUUAACUCUAUAAAAGAGAUGCCUAUAGCCAUAAAUACCGAGAAGCCGAAGACGCAACACUAUGAAUUACCAACCGCUUUCUUCGAACUUGUUCUUGGAAGAAACAUAAAAUACAGCUCAUGUUAUUUCCCAAAGGAUUCAAGUAGCUUAGAAGAAGCAGAGGAAGCAAUAUUGGCUCUAUAUUGCGAAAGAGCUAAUGUGGAAGAUGGACAAAGUGUUCUCGAUGUCGGAUGUGGCUGGGGAUCUUUGUCUUUGUACAUUGCCCGCAAGUAUAGCAAUUGCAAGUUAACCGGUCUUUGCAACUCAAAAACACAGAAAGCAUUUAUUGAUGACCAAUGCCGGAAACUCGGCAUUCAAAAUGUUGAAAUCAUUGUUGGGGAUAUUAGUACUUUUGAGCAUGAAGGGACAUAUGAUCGAGUAUUCUCCAUCGAAAUGUUUGAGCAUAUGAAAAAUUAUGGAGAGCUUCUGAAGAAAAUUGGAAGCUGGAUGAAGGAAGAUAGUCUUCUGUUUGUUCACUAUUUCUGCCAUAAGACAUUUGCUUACCACUUUGAGGAUGUGCGUGACGAUGACUGGAUCACAAGAUACUUCUUUAGUGGAGGAACAAUGCCAUCGGCGAAUCUUCUCCUCUAUUUCCAAGACGAUGUUUCAAUUGUGGAUCAUUGGCUCCUAAACGGGAAGCAUUAUGCAAGGACCAGUGAGGAGUGGCUCAAAAGAAUGGACAAGGAGAUAGUUGCAAUAAAGGAGAUAAUGAAAAUGACUUAUGGGAAAGAGGAGGCAGUGAAGUGGAUGGUUUACUGGAGAACCUUCUUCAUGGCUGUUGCUGAGCUUUUUGGAUACAACAAUGGAGAAGAGUGGAUGAUUUCACACUUCCUAUUCAAGAAGAAAUGAUUAUAUCUUUCUUCUCCUAGUAAUCAGUUUAUGAUUUAUCUUUGAGUUGUGUGAGCCAAACAAAGAAUAAAACAUUAUCCUUCUACUUUGA
Molecule: messenger RNA, 1223 nt
Organism: Brassica napus (rape)
Lineage: Eukaryota; Viridiplantae; Streptophyta; Magnoliopsida; Brassicales; Brassicaceae
Product: (S)-coclaurine N-methyltransferase
Exons: 7
Coding region: 65-1132 (355 amino acids)
Source: RefSeq, a predicted model, not a curated record